AUGUAUCACCACCACGUCUGCGUGCUGGCCCUGGAGUUCCUUGCUCUGCAGCUGAGCCUGCACAGGAGCGACACAGACCAGGGCGUGUGGCAGUGCCUUCUCGGAGAUUGGCACGAGCUGCUGAUGCAGCAGCUGCAGGAGCGGGCCAUCUCUGGGCUCAACCAGCAGGAGGAGCGCAUAAGGAGCGCCCAGGUGUGGCUGGCUGCUGAGAUACUGCACCAGCUGGAGGCGUGGGGCACCGCGGUUGCUGCAUUGUUGGCCACCAAGCCCGGCUGCCGAGAAGUGAUGUCCAGGCUGGAGAUCGUCGCAUGCUACUUGUGGAAGUACCCGGAAAGCGCCAGUCACGCGUGCCUUCAAAAGCUGCUGGAAUUUCUCACCCAGUGCUACUCGUCCUGUAAGCUGCUGGACGUGAAACGUUGUGUCCUUCUCUGCUACUAUGGGGUGGCCCAUGCAAUUGGGCCUGGCCAGAGACCGUGGCCCCUGUGGAAUGCAGUCUGGGAGCAGACAGUCAAGACCGUCUUCCUGAACCAGUGUGUGGAGGAGGGCCACUUGGUGCUGCAGGAGCUUCUGCGGAAGCAGCUGGCAUCCUGCUCUGACCUGGCAUCCCUGUUUUGCCCAGGCCGUCCGCUGGAGCCUUCGGCCCUACGCAGCCUGUGUGUGGUGCUGCACCAGGCUACCUACCUGGACGUGGCUGCCGUAGUGCCCGACAAGCACAGGUGGCGACUAUGGCUGCUGGAGUUUGUGCUGCCGGCCACUGUCCAGCUGGGAUCUGCGCCGGUGCUUGUGGGUGAGCUGCUUGCGGCCUUGUGCUUGAGGCGGCCGGCCACUGCUUUGUCACACAGCACAGACAACAGACAACACGGAGAUCGGACAUUGCCAGCGUGCCUCUGUUCUGGAGUUAUGGCCGCCAUCUUACUGACACGCAUGUGGCGAAUACAAGUGAAGCAAGACUUGUUUGAGAGCCCUCUCAUCGAGAAACUACAGAGCUGCCUGCGAGACUGCACAGAGAAGCUAGUGCAGCCCUGGGAAGCCAUGCCAGCCUGGCUCGGCCUGCUGGAGACUCUGCUGUCGUACGUGGAGGGAGGACCGUUGCCGGCCUGUGAGUGGGUGCUGCCUGCUCUGCCACAGGAGCUGGAUGCCUGCCUGCUCUCCACCCUUCCACUGGAUUCGCUCCAGAAAGAAUGA
This is a messenger RNA of Rhipicephalus sanguineus (brown dog tick), 1185 nucleotides long. RefSeq lists its product as uncharacterized. The transcript has 11 exons. Lineage: Eukaryota; Metazoa; Arthropoda; Arachnida; Ixodida; Ixodidae. The coding region runs from base 1 to 1185 and encodes 394 amino acids. The record is from RefSeq and is a predicted model, not a curated record.